Messenger RNA from Cynocephalus volans (Philippine flying lemur), 1467 nucleotides. RefSeq names its product zinc finger protein 683 (gene ZNF683). Gene Ontology annotation, cellular component: cytoplasm; nucleus. Gene Ontology annotation, molecular function: DNA-binding transcription factor activity; RNA polymerase II cis-regulatory region sequence-specific DNA binding. Gene Ontology annotation, biological process: cell fate commitment; regulation of transcription by RNA polymerase II. The transcript is spliced from 5 exons. The record is from RefSeq and is a predicted model, not a curated record. NCBI's taxonomy places the organism in Eukaryota, Metazoa, Chordata, Mammalia, Dermoptera, Cynocephalidae. The coding region runs from base 1 to 1467 and encodes 488 amino acids.
AUGAAGGGAGAACCAGCUACACAACUGGGCUGUUGCCACAAGACCAAGGCCCUGGGGAGCAGAGGGGGCUCCCUGUCCCCCUGCCUGGACUUUCAGCUCUGCCAAAAUGACCAGGUCUUCUCAGCCUGCAGGCCACUUCCAGACACAGUGGACACUCAUGGCGCAUCCUGUGCCAGCUGGCUGUGCCCUUUGCCAUUGGCACCAGCCAGGUCAGCCCUGCUGGCCUGCCCGCAGGGCCUGGACCUGUACCUAUACACCCUGCAGCCGGCACCCCUGGGCACAGCCCCACAGGGCCUCAGAGAGGACACCUUGAGCAUGAAGCACCAGCCACCAGGGCUGCAUGCCAGCUCCACCGAUGAAGAGAAACUCACAGCCAAGUACUCACCUAGCAGGGACAAGAUGGGAAACCCGCUGGAAAGAGCUGGCGAGGGGGCACCCGGCUCAUCCUCCUCUCCUCACAACAGCUCUUCCCCAACCCCCUGGAAGAAUAGAAAGAGCCCUAGCCCUUUGGCUUUCGGCCCCUGCCCACCUCCUGCCCUCAUUUCCAAGGAGCUCCCAUUCCAUCUCCUCCCCUUCUAUGCUGGGUAUCCACUUCUCCUGCCUUCACCGUACCUAUUCACCUAUGGGGCCCUUCCUUCUGUCCAAUGUUCCCACCUCUUCAUGCUGCCCCCAAAUACCUCCUACCCCACUGUGACUGUGCCCAGCUUGCUGCGGAUGGUCAAUGAGCCUGGGCACCACAGCACCUGCGGGGAGACCCUGCUUCCUUAUCCAGGGUCCUUCCAAGCCUCUGGCCAAGCUCUACACUCCCAGGCCUGGAAUCCAAGCCCUGGAGCUGCCCCAACCUACUCCUCAGGGUUGGAGCGUGCUGGCGUGGCAGCUCCAGCAAAGCGGGCCCCGCUGGGUUCCCGGGCAGGCACAGCAGCCCUGCCGUACCCGUUGAAGAGAGAGAACGGCAAAACCCUGUAUGAGUGCAACGAGUGUGGCAAGAGCUUCGGGCAGCUCUCCAACCUCAAGGCCCACCUGCGUGUGCACAGUGGGGAGCGUCCAUUCCAGUGUGCCCUGUGCCAGAAGAGCUUCACCCAGCUUGCCCACCUGCAGAAGCACCACCUGGUGCACACUGGGGAGCGGCCCCACAAGUGCCCGAUGUGCCACAAGUGCUUCAGCAGCUCCAGCAACCUCAGGACCCACCUGCGCCUACACACAGGGGCCCAGCCUUUCCAGUGCAGUGUCUGCCAAAGUCGCUUCACCCAGCAUGUUCACCUGAAGCUGCAUCAUCGGCUGCACGCCCCACAGCCCUGCAGCCUCGCUCACUCCCACUUGCCCUUGGCCUCUCUCUCCUGCCUUGCCCAAUGGCACCAGGGAGCACUAGAUCUUGUGGCAGUGACAUCACAGAAGCAGAUGGGCUUGCAUGUGGACAAGGUCAAGAUUUCCUCAGUAUCCCAGGGAAAGCAAGGGCAGCUAGCCUGA